UGGAAACUCUCCUGAAAUGGCACUUCUUUUGGGUUCGCUCUGUAUCCUUAGUUUGUUGAGUAUUGCUGUAGCGUAUUGCCCCAUGGGCUUUGCAAUUUUGGGCAGCAAGUGCUAUUAUGUGUCAAAGAAUGCGGUCACAUGGCAAGAAGCCGAACGCAUAUGUCGAUCAAAAGAUUCUCAAAUGUUGGUAUUUAACGACGAUCAGGAAAGGAUGCUUGUGAGGAACUAUCUGAAAACGCUGGCAAUUCCUCUACAAUGCUGGUAUAGUGGCGUUUGGACGGCUAUAAACGAACUUGACAAAAAGGAAUUCCUUGUGCAUCCUUUGAAUACUUCAAUACCAUAUCCGAUAUGGGCCCCAGGCCAACCUGAUAAGCCCGAACAACAGUGCGUAUCUACCUGCGAAUUGACCACUGACGGCAUGAUAUAUCAUGAUUAUGAAUGUGAUGCUAAAUAUUCGGUAGUCUGCCAGACGGAUUCAAUUUAUCGGGUAGGUCCCCCGAAGAAUUCCAUGCAAAUGGCAGGGCAACUUUGUUUCCAACUCAACAACUUCUUUUAUUGUACAAUGAUGCAACAGUCUUGCCAAGGCGGCAAUUGCUAACAAUUCGUAUAUAAUUCAGAGCUAUUUAAUACGUUUUUCAGCAUCCGCGCUAUGAUUUAAUUAUUAUAUGGUCAUAAAUUAUUCUCUGGAAAAUUUCUCAACUUGGAUUUUAAAAUGAUUGGUCAACAUUUUAUAUAGUUUGUUAGUAAUUUGUAGAGUUUUGAAUAUCAAAUAAAGUAUUAUGCAAUUCGAAA
Messenger RNA from Scaptodrosophila lebanonensis, 792 nucleotides. Its product is annotated as lithostathine-1-like. Bases 17 to 598 code for a protein of 193 amino acids. NCBI's taxonomy places the organism in Eukaryota, Metazoa, Arthropoda, Insecta, Diptera, Drosophilidae. The record is from RefSeq and is a predicted model, not a curated record. The transcript is spliced from 2 exons.